ACUUAAGGAGCUCCAAAUCCCAGUCAGAAACACAAUCUCUCUCACUCUCUCUCAACUCUAUUGAAAAACACUUUCUCUCUCGCCCCCUUUCUCAGCAUCUCUUUGGGACCCAUCUGAAGAUUAGGAUGAUAAGCUGUAGAGUGUGUGUCCUGGCUGCGCUGUUCUCUCUCCUCAUCAUCACCCUCAUUCCCACCACACAAUCGGCGGACUGCUGUCUGAAGUUCACUCAGCGUCCGGUGCACUGCCGAUCGCUGAAAGGCUACACCUUCCAGGACAUUACUUCCUCGUGUGACCUCAACGCUGUCAUCUUCCAGAAUCGAAGAAACAAGUUUGUGUGUGCUGACCCCUCUAUAGACUGGACCAAGAGGGUACUACGUUGUCUGCGGUGAGUACACUUGUGCAUGUGUAGGC
Messenger RNA from Salvelinus sp. IW2-2015, 411 nucleotides. RefSeq names its product chemokine (C-C motif) ligand 20b (gene ccl20b). Gene Ontology annotation, cellular component: extracellular region. The record is from RefSeq and is a predicted model, not a curated record. NCBI's taxonomy places the organism in Eukaryota, Metazoa, Chordata, Actinopteri, Salmoniformes, Salmonidae. Gene Ontology annotation, molecular function: chemokine activity. Gene Ontology annotation, biological process: immune response.